AUGCUGGUUUGUGGAACGGGUGAAUUGAAACCGAGUUGUUCUUCUCUCUUGAACCGUGCACAAGGGAAUUUGUUUGACACAUUUGCACUGCGGCGAAUUAUAAACACCCCAUGUCCAUGGCCACCAAGGCCGUCUGGGGGGAUCGGCCGAUCAACCCAACUCUUCCAUGUAGCUCAAAAUUUCCGAAAUUUUGACAGAUCAGCAGAUCACCCUUGCUCAGAGGGUUCUCUCCAUUGUAUUUUGACAAAUCUCCCAAACUCGACGCCGUCCCCACCUCCGAAGCCCUAUCGGCCCUCAGUCUCAUCCGUUCCGCGUUGCUCCCGACUCCCUCUGUCGCCAAGAUGGGGUCCUCCCACCUCUCGCUCUGCGCCCAGCGCCCUCACCCUCGCCGCCCGCACAGUAUGGCCUUCGCGUCUGCAGCGCUUGCUUCCAACGCCACCCUCAGUCCAAACCUCCCGCCCGCUCCAAUCCCGCUGCAGGACCUGGGCCCGUCAGAGCGCGUCGUCGAGGUUGUUCUCGCCGCCAGCUCAAAUCUUCUUAACGGUGCCAUCUUUGGUGCCCUCUUUGGCUUUGUCUCGGGCGUCUGGUCCACGCGUUCGCUGCGCGGCGCCUUUGCCGAGGCUAAGAACAACGGACGCUCAUGGGGCGCGAUCUCGGGCGUGUAUGCAGGUGUGCAGACGGCGGCAAAGGUCAUCAGGAAUAGGGAGGACAAGUUCAAUUCAGUUAUCGGUGCGUGUGGAAGUGGCGCCGCCUUCACGGCAAAGUCAGGGCCCAGGGCUGCCGCGCAGGGGUGCGUAAGCUUUGCAGCCCUCAGCUACAUUAUCGACAUGCUUACUAGCGGACAGAACAAGGAAGAUCCGACGAGUGAUGAGGCGAUUCUUAGGAAGAAACGCUAACUGCGCCGCGCCAUCGUCGAAAGGGUGACAAGUGGAGAGGGAGGGCAACUAGUGGCCCUUUCCGUGGUACAAGACGCUCUCUGGCGCCCAGGUUUUGAUAAGACGUUUGGAAGACUCUUGAAUGAUCGAGUUGUGAUAUUGUCGUGACCUGUUUCGUGGCCGAUCGGAUGACUAAUGCAGAUAUCCGUGAAAGCACGGUGUCAAAAGGUUUCGCGCAAUGUUGGCUUACUAGCGUUACUGAUAUGUAAAUUGGUGCCUACAUUAUCUAUCGUGCCAGUAUCCGAGAAGAAGCGGUUGCUUUAUUUGCAAUGGAUGUGAAUACGUUCUUGGGCUGGCCGCUGGCCCUGCUUCGGUUUGUGUUUCCUCGUCACAUUGUACGGCAGCAUCACGCCGACGGUCGUCAAGGUCAAAUCACGUCAUUUUUGUAUCCGCGGCCUGGGUAGUUACUUGAUUUCUGCAGGUAUCAUCGGAUGGAUAUCGAAUAACGACUUGAUUGACCAUCCGCACUCGGGGCAUGUGGCGAGGUCCUGCUGCAGAGCGUCUUCCAGGCAAUAGACGUGAUGAAAGUGCCCGCACGGCAGCUGCAGAUACUUUUUCUUAACAUCUCCUCCAAUGCAGAGCCCGCAUUUGUACCCGUCGAGGACACCGUUUUUCUGCAACUCGCCUUGACGCUUUCGCGGAAGUGCAUAUUCUUUACAUAAGCGAUGAAUCUCAUCACUGUUAAGUCUUCUCAGGGAAUUGUCUUGAAGAAGUAGGUGACCAGCUUUCUUGAUAUUUUUUUCAUUGUUUGCCUCGGGUGCUUUUCGUGCCAAGAAGAAAAGAGCAAGUCCUAAUGAAAGUAUUCCGCUGGGGAAAAACAGCAUCUUCAUUAACCAUCCGACGGCUGUGUCAUUGAAGUAUCCGAAAUUGCCGCUGUCUACGACCAGGGGCCUUAUCUGACGCAAGACUUGCGAAAGCAAUCCAGUAUGCAUGAGUGGCAACUUGUUCAGACAAAAAAAGGAUAUGAGCGGGCAAAAUGAACGAGUCCACGACAGGUAACUGGAGAGCUUUGCUUACGUUUUCACGUUUCCUCAGGUAUGAAAGAGUAACGAUUCCCCCUUUUAGCCCGAAAUAAAGUCAUCUCCCCGCGCACGGAUGGGUUAUUGCCCGAUGGUCGCGACUAAGAAUCGAGGGAACACGGGGGAGCAAA
This is a messenger RNA of Chondrus crispus (carragheen), 2085 nucleotides long. RefSeq lists its product as hypothetical. Lineage: Eukaryota; Rhodophyta; Florideophyceae; Gigartinales; Gigartinaceae. The transcript has 2 exons. The coding region runs from base 1 to 798 and encodes 265 amino acids. The record is from RefSeq and is a predicted model, not a curated record.